Molecule: messenger RNA, 2556 nt
Organism: Anoplophora glabripennis (Asian longhorned beetle)
Lineage: Eukaryota; Metazoa; Arthropoda; Insecta; Coleoptera; Cerambycidae
Gene: fws
Product: conserved oligomeric Golgi complex subunit 5
Exons: 11
Coding region: 157-2403 (748 amino acids)
Biological process (GO): intra-Golgi vesicle-mediated transport
Cellular component (GO): COG complex
Source: RefSeq, a predicted model, not a curated record
AUUAGAUAUAUGAAGCGACCGGUUGACCUAGAAUUUAGGGUUAUUUCUUCAUGAAAAUUUUGUUGAAUUAUAUUGUUAUCAUUAAAUCAUUAAUAUACUUAUAUCUGUUAAAACAAAAAUAUAUAUUUUAAAAGUUCACUAUUUAAUUUUUUUAAAAUGGACCGCAGUGAAGAUGAUAUUAUUCAACGGGUUGAAAAUGAUGAUUUUUAUAAAUAUUUUCUGAAGUCUAGUUCAAAUGCAGUACUAAAUUACUCGAUGACAAUAACAGAGCAAGUAAAAAAAUUGGGAGAAGGUAUAGAACUAUUAAAUUUGGAACUUCAAAAACAAGUCUUGGAAAAACAUAAUGAUUUAUUGCAGCAAGCUGAGCAUGCGACUAAACUAGAAACUGUUCUGAAUAUUAUAAAUACUCAUGUACAGAACUUAUUUGCAAAUGCUGAGCGUUUAAAUAGUCAGAUCACAGUUCCUUAUAAUGAGUUGGAAAAACAUACAAAGGUUUUAAGCCGUUUACAUUUAGCUAGUCAUAUUUUACGUCAAGUAAACAGACUUCAACAAUUAAGUAAAAGAUUAAGUACUACCAGUGAUCCAGUUCAGAAAGCCACUAUUUUGCAGGAAUUAGAGCAACUGGCCUGUGAUCCAGAAUUAUCAGAUAUAGAGGCUGUAAAUACUGAACUUCGUAAUAUAAAAAUUCAUCAACAGAAAUUAGUUCAAUUAUCAACUGGUUCAUUAAACCAAGGAAUUCUAAAUGAAAAUGUUACUCAAACCACAACUGCCCUACAGAUUUUUUAUAACUUGGGUACUAUAAAAACAAUUACAAAUAAUUUGGUACAACAAAAUUUAGAUGAAUGUCGAGUAUGUUUACAAAUGGCACUCAGUGCUAAUGUUGGUGGAAACUUGGCAAAGAACAAAGGAGGACCAGGUCGUGUGGCUUUAACAUCUAAUCAAGGAUUUAGAAGUAAGAUUUGGAUAGAACUGGAAAAACUCUUUUCAGAAGAUGUUUAUCAAAUUUGUAAACAAGUGAAGUUUUUACAAAUAACGUUAAGUGGAUUAAAUAUGCAAAAUGUUGAACAAAAUAUAGCCAUUAUGUUUUGGACCAAAUUUGGAGAAAUUUUACAAGAGGAGAUACAAAAAACUACUUCUGCCGUUCAACAAAUGUUAGAAGAAGAUUAUCCGAAAUUAUUAAAGAAUUAUUGUGAAAUGACAAAAAAGUUAAAAUAUGAUCAGUUUACUUUUGACCGAAAUGUUUUAAAGAAUCUUGAAAAUUCUUAUCUUUCAACAUCUUUAACAAGAAUGUUAGAUCCUACACAAUCAUUAUUCGAUAAUGAAAGUGCUGUGCCCUCCCAUGAUCAGAUUGAUUCGUUAAUUCGAAUAAUAACAAGCGAGUUAAGUGUAGCACUGAUAGAACAGAAUUUAAAUGAACAGACUUCUAAAAAUGUUGCAAAAUGCAUCAAAAUGUUCGCUGUCAAAACAGAGCAGCAGUUGGAAACAGGACCAGAAGCUGCUCAAGUUAUAGGAGGAUCUCCAAAUAUCGGUCAAAAUAAAAAUAUGAACCUUGCCAAUGCUUUAUAUUAUCUCCAAACACAAAUUCAAAGAAUGCUUUUCAAUAUGAGGGAUAGUUUACCAGAUUCCUGUGUGAAAAUAAUCAGCGAAAGUUUACAAAGCCUUGAUUAUUUAACGUCGUCCAUUUUACAACCACUAGUUGGAUCCAUUACAUCCGUAAUAGAGACAAUUAUAAUAACACUUCAUUUGGAAACUGAUUGGCCUAAGCUACCAUUGCCUGCUAAUAAAACCUUUCAAUCUUGCAGUCCAUACAUGAGGGAAUUGAGUCAGUUUAUAAUGAGGGUAUAUCAAACAUAUUUGUCUAAUUUUGAGAAUAAGGAAGUUUUAUCUGCCAAAUGCAGUGACAUUGCUAUAAGAUGCAUUGAGUUAUUUGUUCGUCACACGUCCCUUCUGAGACCGAUAUCUCAAGGGGGUCGUUUACGUCUACAAGCGGACUAUCUCCAUUUAGAAAAUUCAUUAAAAGUUAUAUGCCCCCAACUUUCUGAUUUAGGAAGACCAUAUCGUCUGCUAAAAUCGGUGGCAUCUUUGAUAGCAUUGUCACCUACUGAAAUAGUUUCUGGACAAAUUUCUGGCAGUUCAGUUCCUCACAGUACCAUCCUUUUAAUGUUGUUUGGAUUUGCUGGUCCCGAAUUAGCUAGUCCACAUCAGAAUACUAGUUGGUCAUUACCAAAAUUGUCGACUUGGCUGGAUGAACAUACAAAUGAAGAAGAUAGACUGGAUCUUAUCGCUGGAGCAUUACAAAGAUAUGAACAUAUAGUAAGACAGAAAAAUUCAGUUAAUUAUGACCCUGCUUAUCCUGUAAUGUCACAAUUUUUAGAAACUGCAAUUAAGGGUGUAAAAAAGUAAUUAUAAUACGGUAAUUCAACUUUGUGUGCAAUUUUAUAAUUAUAUGAAAUAAAGGUGAAUAUAGAACGGUGAAUGUGAUAAUAAAAUUAUUGUUAAUCACAAACAGGUUGUACAAAAAAGAGAUUGAUUUAUUAAAACAGUUUAACAGAUAAA